AUGUUUGCCCUUGGGCACACUCAUUCACACGGUGGUGGUUCCCAUGGUCAUUCUCAUGGCGGUGGGGGUCAUGGGCAUUCCCACGGAGGUGGAGGUCAUGGACAUUCCCACGGGGGUGGGGGUCAUGGACAUGGCCACAGCCAUGGCUCCUCUGGCAACUGUUCAGAAGCCACAGCAGUCAGUAUCCCUCUUGCCAACGGUCUAACAGACGCUCACGACAAUUGUGAUGACCACGACUUUGAAGACGCCUCGGGAGACAGCAAUCUCAGGGGUGUCUACCUUCACGUCUUGGCUGACACUCUUGGCAGUGUGGGAGUCAUUAUUAGCUCAUUCUUUGUCACCAAUUAUGGGUGGAAUAUUGCUGAUCCUAUUUGCUCCCUAUUUAUCUCCGGUUUCAUAACCUAUUCAGCUUUGCCACUUAUUAAAGACACCCUCUUAGUCCUCGCUCUUCGAGCGCCUUCUAAUAGUCAUCCAGCAAAUUCUCAACGCAUCUUAAAGAAAGUGCUACAGGUGGAACAUGUCCUGGAAGUUGUGAACCCUUGCAUUUGGCAAAAUACGGAAGAUUCAAUAUGCUGUUCUCUGCGACUAAGGAUAGCUCCAGAGGCUGUAGAGCAAGUAGUUUUAUCUCGAGUUAAGGACCUUCUGAAACGAGAUCAAAUCACUCAUCUCACAAUCCAACUAGAGAAGAAUGACUUCUACCAGCACAUGGAAGUUCUGAAUCUCCAUUUGGACACCAUCUCACGGUAUUCAAAAUCAACAUUGUCGGAAACCACCAAAGAGCAAAAUCACCAUAAUUGUAGUCAUGAUCACCAUCACCAUGAACCCACUGUAACAACAACACACGUGGAUGGAAGUGGUUGGACUACUGUGAAGUUUUGA
Messenger RNA from Rodentolepis nana, 879 nucleotides. NCBI's taxonomy places the organism in Eukaryota, Metazoa, Platyhelminthes, Cestoda, Cyclophyllidea, Hymenolepididae. The record is from the annotation of a GenBank genome assembly.